Coccinella septempunctata (seven-spotted ladybird) is the source of this 1801-nucleotide messenger RNA. Its product is annotated as FAD-dependent oxidoreductase domain-containing protein 1. Gene Ontology annotation, molecular function: oxidoreductase activity. Bases 250 to 1764 code for a protein of 504 amino acids. The transcript is spliced from 6 exons. The record is from RefSeq and is a predicted model, not a curated record. Gene Ontology annotation, cellular component: cytoplasm. Lineage: Eukaryota; Metazoa; Arthropoda; Insecta; Coleoptera; Coccinellidae.
UGUUGACAUGGAUCUUAAAUCAUUGUUGUAUAAUUAUUUCAUUAUUUAAUAGUAGAUUAGUAGAUAUAAUUUGAACGUUUUGUUUGCUCAUAUUAAGCACUGUACCAGAUUAUAAUAUUCAAACUGGUAACUUCUAGUAACAGGUCAACUAAGAUAACAGUGAACUUGUGUAUGUAAAAAAAGACAAUACAUGUAGAGCGUCAGAAUAUAUUCAUACAGUUAUAUAUCGAAGAUCUAGUCUAUAGAACUAUGCUGUCCAAACAUAUAAGGAUGUUGGUGACAAGAUCAUCUGUGAGUGCUGUUUACAAAAGAACAAUAUGCUGUUCCAAUAUUCUUUACAAAAAAAAGAGAAUAAAUCCAAUACUGAGGACGUGGAAUGUGCUCAAAGGAGAUUUUCAAAAUAUGGCCCCUAAUUUUCAAGAUAAUGAGUUGAGAGUUCUGAAUUCUUUUCCAUCUCACACUGAUAUUUUGGUAAUCGGUGGUGGCAUAAUGGGAACGUCUGUUGCUUAUUGGUUAAGGGAAAAAUCUGGUGUGAGAGGGGUUAAUGUUACAGUUGUCGAAAAGGAUCCCACAUUUUCUAAAAGUUCAACAGUUCUAUCAGUUGGGGGCUUAAGACAGCAGUUUUCAUUACCUGAGAAUAUACAAAUGUCAUUAUAUGGUGCUGAAUUUUUGAGAACUAUCAAAGAACGAUUUGGCCCAGAUGCUGAUGUAUGUUUCACCCCUAAUGGUUACUUGACGUUAGCUGGCGAAGAUGGAGCACAUCAGUUAUUAGAUAAUCACAAGUUGCAGAAAUCUUUAGGUGCAAACAAUAUAAUUUUGAAUAAGGUACAAUUGAAAGAAAAGUUCCCUUGGAUGAAUGUUGAUGGAAUUGAACUAGGUUGUUUGGGAAUUGAAAAAGAAGGAUGGUUUGAUCCUUGGUCCCUGUUGAAUCUAAUGAAAAAAGGUGCUACUGAAUUGGGAACCCGAUUCAUUCAUGGUGAAGUAACUGAAUUUCUUUUUGCUGAAAGCAAUAUUUUAGUCUCGGGUGAUGAAGAGGGUGCGAGAUAUGUGGGAUCGAAUGAAGUUGUUAUAAAGUUGCCCAGUGGUGAAGAGAAAACAAUAACAUUUUCUGUAUGUGUAAUAGCUACAGGUAGUGAAACAAACGAGAUAGCGAAGCUAGCUGGGAUAGGAACAGGUAAAGGUAUUUUAUCAGUGCCAGUACCAGUAGAAAAAAGGAAGCGAUAUGUAUAUAAGUUUGCUUGUCGAGAUGAUCCACCAGGCAUAAAUACACCAAUGACGAUUGACAAAACUGGUACAUAUUUUCGGAGAGAAUGUAUAGGGGGGACAUUCAUCUGUGGCCUAAGCCCUUCACCUGAAGAUGAACCCCAAACUGAUAACCUAGAUGUGGAUUACGAUUUUUUUGAUAAAUCCAUCUGGCCUAUUCUUGCAGAAAGAGUUCCUGCGUUUAAUUGCCUGAAGGUAAUAGUUUCUUUUCAAGCAAUAAAAAAAACUAAUUACCUGCAUUUCCAGCGCCAAAGUGGUUGGAGCGGUUAUUACGAUUACAAUUAUUACGAUCAAAAUGGAAUAAUAGGCAUUCAUCCAUAUUACCACAAUUUCCUUUUAGCUACAGGAUUCAGUGGUCAUGGGAUCCAACAAGCACCAGCAGUAGGCCGUGCAAUUGCUGAAUUAAUUUUAGAUGGAAAGUUUCAAACUAUAGAUUUAACACGUUUAGGUUUUGACAGAUUAAUUGUAAAUAAGCCAAUGUAUGAAGUUGCUAUUUUUUAAUAAUGUAAAUUGUAUACAUAAUUGAUUCCUAGUUGGA